UUGUGAAGCGUUAUGAAAGCAACAGAACAUCCACAGCUGACCUGCGCGUCUCCAUGAAUGAAGGAUCUCCCGCAGAGCUGCUGACCCACUGCCUUUCAAUGGGAUCCUGCUGAGCGAUUCCCAUUUAUGUAGUUUAUAUUUCUGAGAUCAUCAUGCAGUGGGAGGCUCAUAUUCGGCUCUGUCAGACUUGUUUUUGGUACUGUAGAAGUUCUCAGCGGCUGUUUUCUCUCUCUGCUGCACACAGGUCACAAACCAAUUACUAUGAACUUCUCGGGGUGAAACCGGAUGCUACGCUGGAACAAAUUAAGUUUGCAUUUUUCGACAAGUCUAAAAAGUUGCACCCAGACAGUGACCCAUCCAAUCCUGGUCUGCACACACAGUUUGUGCAGCUGAAUGAAGCGUACAGGGUGCUGAGCAAAGAAGGGUCCAGACAGGAUUAUGACCUCAGGCUGAGGUACCAGUAUGCUGGAGGUCAGGCCUUCAGAACCUCCUCCAGCUCCUCCAACAAUCCCAGCUGGGAGGCUAAUGAGAGCAUGCGUUACUGGGAGCAGUUCAGACAGGCCCAGCCUCAGGAGAACACCCCAGAGGAAAGGGAAAAGAAAAAGAAAAGAAACAUGCGAUUGGUGGGCUACUGCUUUCUCGCCAUGAUCCUCAGCGUCUCUGCACAUUACUUUGGCUUCAGGAAACUGGAAGAGGUCCAUAAUAAUUUCAUGGAUGAGAAGGACAGAGUCAUCACCAAGAUCUACAAUGAAUCGAAAGAAAGAGCCAGAGCGAACGGCAUUAAGAAGCAGCAGGAGAUCUUAAGACAGAAGCACGCCGAGUUCUUGGAGAGAUUCAAGAUCAACGAAAACGGAGAUGAGAAGUGAAGCAAGGAAAAGGCCGAGCUAACGAAACUCAUCACACGGGGUUAUGGACAGAGUGCAGGUUGUGGAUGAAUGUGGAAGAAUGUAUUUUGUUAAUAGUUUUUAUCAAAUUUUCUAGGGUUACUACAUGUGAGAUCUUCAAAUAAGGUCCUUGAAUGCUCACUGGGUGUUUAAAACUGGGUCCCACUUUAUAUUAAGUGUCCUUAACUACUAUGUACUUCCAUCAAAAAAUAAAUACAAUGUACUUACUGUGUUAAUGAUGUAUUUGAGAACACUUGUGGUGCUUUUGAGUUGGGAUAGAGGUUGGGUUAUGAACAGGUUUGGUGGUAUGGGUAGGUUUAAGGGUGAGUUAAGGUGUAAGGGAUUGUCCCAGCUGAGGACAAUUGUAAUUACAAAAGUUAAUUACAGAUGUAAAUACAUACAGGUAUUUAAUCAAGCAUAAGUACACAGUUAAUACAUGUAUUUACACAAGAAGUACAUUGUAACAAACUAUUAAUUCCUGUGUAAGUACUUAUUAGUUAAGGCCACUAAUAUAAAGUGGGACCAAACUGUUGCAAUGUUUUUUGCUUUGACCCAGGCCUGUUUUUUAACCCAUAGACGUCAGAUUAAGGUCACAGAGCGUGCAAGGCAAGUCAGGCUGAUUAUAGGCCAGCAUGGCUCCUCAUAAGGUGUUAAAAACACCUGUACACAACAUUGCCUGCAUUUACAGGCGACAUUGUAGCUGCACCUGGAAAGAGUGUUAUGGAAACAUUGCAUUCCUGAUAAAGUAGUUCAUCAAAACACUGACAACACUGUACAUUGUGCACUUUGUUAAGCUUGGUGUGUGUGUGUGUGAGAGAGAGAGUUUCUCAUAGGAGAAUGUUCUUCAGAUGGACAGAUCAGGGCUGUCCAGCGUGAGUUUUAUUUCAGGUGCUGGGUAUUUUCCAGCUAAAUUGAAUGCAACAUCAAAUAAUCUUAUCUUAAACAGGAAGUGAAUGGCGGUUUGGCAAGUAAUGAGUCGUUUCUUUCACCCGUGUAAUAGAUCUAGGCUUCAUAACAAAUGCACUUCCUACAAGUUAUUAUACAAUAACUGUAGAGCAAGAUUAUAUUCUUGGCAAACUCUUGACAGACCUCUGCUGCCAUAAGGCAGAGCUCCUAAAAGGAAUUCUUUUUAGAUAUACAGUUGAAGUCAAACUUAUUAGCCCUCCUAUGAGUUUUGUUUUCUUUUUUAAAUAGUUCCUAAAUGAUGUUUAACCGAGCAAAGUAUUUUUCACAGUAUUUCCUAUAAUAAUUUUUCUUCUGGAAAAAGUCUUAUUUGUAUUAUUUCAGCUAGAAUAAAAAAAAGUUUUCAUUUUUUAAACCCCUUUUAAGGUCAAUAUUAUUAACUCCCUUGAGCAUUUUUUUCCUGAUUGUCUACAGCGAUAUACAAUGAUUUGACUAAUUAACCCAGUUAAGCUUUUAAAAAGCACUUUAAGCUGAAAACUAUGAUCUUGAAAAAUAUCUAAUAAAAUAUUAUUUACUGUCAUCGUGGCGAAGAUAGAAGAAAUCAGUUGUUAGCAAUGAGUUAUUAAAACUAUUAUGUUUAAAAAUAUGUUGAAUAAAUCUUCUUUCCUUUAGACAGAAAUUGGGGAAAAAAUAUAAAGUGGGCCUAAUAAUUCAGGAGGGCUAAUAAUUCCAAAUUCACCUGUAUAAGUCAUUGCCUUAUUUGAAGAAUAGAAUAGAAUUUUAAGAUUUAACAUUUAAUGUAAUAGCCAGAGCGCCUUCAUCUUUAUAAGUCAAAUAUUGAUUUUCUGUGGAAUCAUUCUAAUGCAAGGCAUUGGUUUUUGCUAUGAUGAAUAAUUAAAGAUGAUUAUCUCA
Danio rerio (zebrafish) is the source of this 2699-nucleotide messenger RNA. RefSeq names its product DnaJ (Hsp40) homolog, subfamily C, member 4 (gene dnajc4). The record is from RefSeq and is marked provisional. NCBI's taxonomy places the organism in Eukaryota, Metazoa, Chordata, Actinopteri, Cypriniformes, Danionidae.